Heterostelium album PN500 is the source of this 2025-nucleotide messenger RNA. Its product is annotated as putative phosphatidylinositol phosphate kinase. Lineage: Eukaryota; Evosea; Eumycetozoa; Acytosteliales; Acytosteliaceae. Gene Ontology annotation, biological process: phosphatidylinositol metabolic process. The record is from RefSeq and is a predicted model, not a curated record. The transcript is spliced from 5 exons. Bases 1 to 2025 code for a protein of 674 amino acids. Gene Ontology annotation, molecular function: phosphatidylinositol kinase activity.
AUGGUGGAGGAUAGAAACCAAAUGGAAUUGAACGUUGUUUCCUCUCAGAACGAAAUAAAUAAUAGCGGUGGUGCAACCACUGCACAAACCAGUAAAGUAGACGACGGUGCCGAAAAACUACAUGAUAACAAAGUGGUAGAACAAUCAUCACAACAACAACAACAACAACAGGAGCAUGAACAACCAAAUUCAUCAAAUACAACUAAUGAUGAUGUAACGACUACCAACACUAAUAGUAAUAGUAAUAGUAGUAGCGACGAAAGCAAUCAUUUAAAGCUUGACGAUGAAUCUUCGAUCUCUGGAAGCAACAAGCGAAAGGAGGGAAGUGUUGGCGAUGUCGUCGAUCACGAACAUAAUAUUGUGCACAGUGGAUCGGCAGGAUCAGAUAACGAGGCACCCGAGGAAGCAGCGAAAUCCAUGAAAUCAGAGAUCAAUUCUGAGACAGUAUUAUAUAACAAUGCCACCAGCAACAGUGGUGCACCAGGCAGCAGCAGCAACAACAAACACAAUUCAUCAACAGAGAAACUUGGUAAUUCCAGUUCCUCUUUCUCACCUAUGGUCGGUGCAGACGGCACUCCAUACAUAACCACCACCACCACAACAACAACAACCACCACAACCAACAACAACCACAGCGAAUUCAGAAACAGCAGUGACACAGUCGACCUUUCAUAUACAGAUUCACCCACCAAAUCAAAAUUAUCAAUGAGUCAGAAAUUGGAUAAAAACAAAUUGAAAUUGAAAUCCGAAAGAAGAUUGUCAUAUAGACCAAAAAGUUCGAAAUAUGAACACAAGAAAAAUGUACUCGGUGAAAUUAUAUAUAAGGGUCAUCCAUCGUGGGAGUUGAUGUUGAACAUUCAGAUUGGAAUUAGAAAUGCAGUCGGUAAGAGUAUGGGAUCGGUGUCUGGCACCUCCAAUGUACCGCACCAAUUCCACACACUUCGUACACCCAAGGACUUUAAGAACCGUUCCGACUUUUAUCAGUCGCCAAAAGAGCUGAGAUUCGACACUGCCGGUUCACAACUGACAGAGGCACACUCGACCGGACCAUUCAAAUUCAAAGACUACUGUCCUGUGGCAUUCCGUUACCUCAGAUACCAGUUUGGUAUUGAUCAAGCCGACUUUUUAGUGUCACUAUGUAACACACAGAAGAACGGUGAGAACGCACUACGUGAACUACCAACUCCCGGUAAGAGUGGUUCACUCUUUUUCUUUUCACACGACAUGAAAUUCAUUAUCAAAACAAUUCCAAAGGAUGAAGCCAAAUUACUUAGAUCAUUAUUACCUGCAUACACAGAGCAUUUGACAUCAAAUCCAAAUACAUUGUUGCCAAGAUUCUUUGGAUUGUUUAGAGUUAAACCACAUGGUGGAAGACAUGUUAGAUUUGUGGUUAUGGGUAAUAACUUCCCCACCAGAAAGAAGAUACAUGAGAGAUAUGACUUGAAGGGUUCAAUCGUUGGUAGAGAAGCCUCUGACAAUGAGAAGAAGUCAGAAACCGUUACAUUUAAAGAUAUCGAUUUUAGAAAUAGAAAAAAGAAAAUAUUUAUUGGUCCACAAAAAAGAGUUGCUUUCUUGGAUCAAAUUAAGAAAGAUUGUGCUUUAUUGGAAUCAUUAAAUAUUAUGGAUUAUUCAUUACUGAUCGGUAUUCACUAUGCAAAUAGAGAUCCACCGUCACCAUCGUUGAUGAGACACACAUUGAAUGAGAGUAUGGAUGAUGCUUCACCACUGAUGAACCGUUCAAUGAAGAACUUUGAGCAAUCGAUGACCGACAUGAACGAGGUUUACACCGCAUUCCAACAGGACGAAGGUGGAUUGAAAGGUGUUGGUGAAGAUGGUCAACUCAACGACGAGCACUAUUUCAUGGGUAUUAUCGAUAUUCUAAUGUUGUACAGUUUAAGAAAGAAAGUUGAACACACCUAUAAAUCUUUAAAGUUUGGUGGUGAUGCUAAACAUGAAAUAUCAUCAGUUUCACCACAAGAAUACUCUAAAAGAUUCCAAGACUUUUUGGCAACUAUAAUUGUAUAA